UCUUGACCAAUAGUAGGCGCCCAUUUUGACAGCAGCCCUGGGGAGCGGAAGUAACCAACAAGAAGCAACCGAAUCGAAGAGCCGUUAUAACCGAAAAUAAAGCGUUGUAAACAAAGCAUUUGAUUUGAAUAUGUGUAGUAUAUAUUCGGGUAAUUAAUAACUCUGUCUCGCACAACGUCCUGGGACUGAACAUCCGGCUUUACAGUGACGAGUAAACGAGCCAGUGUUUAUGAAAUCUGAGCCGCAGUAGCUGAGCCAUGACUUAAACAACGGAAGUACAUUCUUCUGCUUUGGAAGCUGUACUUUCUCCGAAUUGUGAUGUUUAUUCGAUGGUGGUACGAAAUACUUUUAUUAUUAGGUGUGUAAAAUGUACGUCUAAGUAUGCUAGGAUGUUUAAAAAUGUGUUCGGCUCAGGAUUUCUCGUCAGAACCGCUCAUGUUUUCCUGACAUGGGUUAUAACGCUGAUUCUCUUCGUGCACGACACCGAUCUCCGCAGAGAGGAAGAAGCGGGCCGACUCACGCUGCCCAUACUCUUCGUGCUGCUCGUGCUGCUUUCCGUGCUGCUCUACUUUGCUGUGUCACUAAUGGAUCCCGGGUUCGUGCUGGCUGAUGACUGCGACCUACAGUUCGCUCUUGGCAUCACCGAGGAGCAACAGGACAUGAUUCCCCAAAUCAAACCAUUCCGUCAGCGUCGCUGUGGCCAUUGCCUGUUACAGCAACCGAUGAGAUCCAAGCACUGCCAGACGUGUCAGCACUGCGUGCGUCGCUAUGAUCAUCAUUGUCCAUGGAUCGAGAACUGCGUAGGGGAGAGGAACCAUCGCUGGUUUGUGCUUUACUUGGCUGUGCAGUUCGUCGUGCUGCUCUGGGGGCUACACAUGGCCUGGUCAGGGUUCAGUGAUGCUGCGACGUGGCAGGUGUGGCUGAAAUCGAACAGUGUGCUGCUGGUGACGUGCGCUGUGGUGGCGCUACUGGCGUUCACCGUGCUGCUCCUCCUGGGCUCCCACCUUUACCUGGUGUCUUUGAACACCACCACCUGGGAGUUCAUGUCACGCCAUCGCAUCUCCUACCUCAAACACUGCGGCGUUGACGAGAAUCCCUUCGACCGUGGGACCUUGCGCAACCUGUGGAGCUUCUUCUGCGUGUGGAGCACGGUGGUGUGGGAGCAGGCGUACUUCAGGCAAGGCUGCGAUCCCGCUUAAAGCACAACCCCGACCGAGUGAUUGGAACAUUUUACGGUAACAUAGCCAAGUAAACAAAAACAUUAUGUCUUGGUUAGAAAUACAGUUCCAAACACAUUCCUAUUAUUGAUCCAGAACUUUAAUGAUUCUCGAUUGCAUGGACAUAGUUGUAGUUAGAACCAUAUAGAGCCUCACGUAUAGCAAGUCUGAUAUGAUCAAGAGGUUUGGACUGCUGCUUUUCCUCUGAAUAGAUCUGUAGGAAAUUUUCUUAUCAAGUUGCAGCUGCACUUUUUAAACUUAAUCCUUAAAAGUUAAGAAUGUUUCAGCAAUGUGAGAACGAAUAAUUUUUUUAAGCAAGCGCCAAUAUUAAUGCUUGUUUUCCUAUGACGAUUGGGCUACAAAGAGUCAUUUUAUUACUAACUCCGUUCUCUAACUAACUCAAGAUUACCUCGUGUCGUGUUUUGCUAUGGCACAAAGGAACGUCUGUAAAAUAAAGCAAGCGGACGCCAAGGAGCACAUCACUUAAUGUGACAGUAAAGACAGGGUAGAUUUUACACCAUCAGCUCCCUCUGUAGUUUUUAGACACUUCAGUUUGGGAAGCACAAAGCGUACUAAUUAAACUUUUUUUUUUUUUUUUUUAACAAUUUUUAUUGGGUCAUUUUAGUGGAUAUUUGGAUAACCCCUAAAUUAAGCAUGUUUCAGUAGAAAAAGCGUCACAUAAAGCACUCGUCAAUAUGAACAAAGUGGCUGAGACAUACUGCAGCUGUAAUAUCAGAUUAUUUGGUACUGCUUUGUAGCUGAACAGUAGAGGUAGAAAACCUAGUUGUAUUAGCAAGCAGGUACACUAGUAUUAAGGCAGAAUUCCUUCACCAUAGUUAAAUACCUGUACUUAGCCAGCUGAUAUGAUUGCAUGCAGAGCAGAAUUCAGUGAUCUGCUAUCCCAACUGCAGAAUGAACAUUUGUACCAGCUGCUUUUUUCAUAUUAUAACACAGCUGUUGAAUUCACGAUUCUGAUCUAGUUAAUGCGCUUGUUCUAAUCUUCUCGUUUCUAUAGUAACAACUAUGGCACUUGUAUGGUGGAUUCACUACAUAAAUUUGUUGAUAUGGUGCAGUUUUCUGUGAGGAGAUGUUUAUUUAGCAUUUUUGGACGAAGUCUGCAGUGGCAGCGUGGAUUUGCACUUUCCAAUUAUAAGCUGCAAUUUAUUUGUCUGAUUAACUUGUUAACUUGGGUAGGGGGGGGAAGAGGGGGAACAACGGUUUAUAGCCCUAUUGCAGGAACUAACUUUUUUUUAUGGAUGUUUCACAACAUGAUUAACUAUAAACACAAAGUAUGAUGUAAUAAUCACAACGCUGUUAGGGCCAAACAUACAUAGUAGUUGGCUGACAGAGUCAGCUGCUAUUAAGAGUCCAUAAACAUCUAGGCAUCAUGAAAAUCAGUUGAUUACUGAAUUACUGAUCAUCUCUGUUUAUAUUGUACAAGAAUACUGUAACUCCUCUGGGUGUGAGAAUAUAGUUCAUUUGAGGUGCACUUAAACUCUUAUGGACUCAUCAUGAACAGCUGUGAAAUCAUUAAAAUUCAUCCUUGCAAUCCUCUGACGACUGGGUGAAAUCAUAGACCACUGCAAAACUCAGAGCCCUCAGAGACAAUGUACUUUAAGUUCCAUUUGAUUGACUUGUUUUUAUAUAAAAUGUUGCUGUUUUCUGUUGUUUGAGAAAUUGACAAUCAGAUCAGUAAAUCCCUGUACCGGUACCUUCUUAAAUUUCAGCCAUAUGAAAUUACACUUACUGAAAAUAUUAAAGUAUUUAAUAAUGCCACAAAAACAGCUUUCUAUAAAAAUCCCACUAGCAGUCACACAGGGUUUGUGUAUAUAUAUAUAUUAUAUAUAAGAAUUUUUAAAAAAAACAUAUAAAACAAACUACAAGCCGAACUAUUAUUUUUGUAUAAAUAUAGCCUGUUCUUUUCAUACUAUCUAUCAAAUAAGCAAUUUAAAAAAGAGCAUGUGUAUGGUCUUGAAAGUUUUUAGUUUUUAACCCAUUUUGUAAUGAUGUUUGUUGAAUGGUUGCAAUACAGUCUGUACUGUCGCUCCUUUAUAGAUCAAACCAUUAGAAUGUCUUCUGUGCAAUAUAAAGCUGUUUUAAAUCCUUAAAAAGGAGCAAGCAAUAACUAUUUAAUUCUCCUUUUAAAGUCACUUCCAAUGAAUUUGCACUCGACUGUUCGUUUCAGUAUUUGUGCUGAAUUCCACUAGACUUAACUUGGCUUUGCUAAAGUUGCUUAUGCAAUGUUUUUGUGACAUGCAAUGAUGUAGACUCGCAGUGGCAGUAUUCAAUAAACCGAACAAAUGUAGUCAUAUUGUAUUUUAUUUGUGAAAAUACAUUCAUCCCCUUCCAUUA
This is a messenger RNA of Ictalurus furcatus (blue catfish), 3569 nucleotides long. It is a transcript of the gene zdhhc12b, whose product is annotated as zinc finger DHHC-type palmitoyltransferase 12b. Bases 330 to 1199 code for a protein of 289 amino acids. The record is from RefSeq and is a predicted model, not a curated record. The transcript has 5 exons. Gene Ontology annotation, cellular component: Golgi apparatus; endoplasmic reticulum. Gene Ontology annotation, biological process: protein targeting to membrane; peptidyl-L-cysteine S-palmitoylation. NCBI's taxonomy places the organism in Eukaryota, Metazoa, Chordata, Actinopteri, Siluriformes, Ictaluridae. Gene Ontology annotation, molecular function: protein-cysteine S-palmitoyltransferase activity.